Messenger RNA from Arthroderma uncinatum, 2010 nucleotides. RefSeq names its product dual specificity protein kinase lkh1. The transcript is spliced from 6 exons. Gene Ontology annotation, molecular function: ATP binding; protein kinase activity. Gene Ontology annotation, biological process: protein phosphorylation. Gene Ontology annotation, cellular component: nucleus. Bases 1 to 2010 code for a protein of 669 amino acids. NCBI's taxonomy places the organism in Eukaryota, Fungi, Ascomycota, Eurotiomycetes, Onygenales, Arthrodermataceae. The record is from RefSeq and is a predicted model, not a curated record.
AUGUCGACCCCUUCUACUGCUACGGCAACCCAUCCAUCACACCACCAGCGUUACGGAUACUCCCAUCACCAAACAUUUCAACCCAACCCCCAGGCUUUCCCCACCGCGUCGGUGGCUAACAAUGCGCUUGUGAACACCUUCAACUACACGUCCAGCCAUCAGUCCACCACCAGUGGUCUCUCCCUCGCAUCGACGCCCAAAUCGUCCGCCCCUCUGUCACACAUGUCCGCUUACAGCACGCCUACUGUAUUGCCUACCGCACAAAGCCGGCGGAAGCAGCCAGACUGGGGAGAGUUUUAUAAGAAUGGCGUUCCCAAGGAGAUAAUUGUCAUUGACGACGAUGAGGAUAAUAACGACGAGCCUGCCCCCGUCUCCGGCCCAAACAACGCCCACACACUGCCAUCGACGGGGAGAACUGUCCCGCGUGCUGCUGCUGCCGCUGCUGCUCUUCCUGCAAACAAGAAACGGAGAACCGAUGUUGGCUCUGGCGUCGACGUCUACUACGAUCGCCCAGCCUAUUCGGUCUCCUCGCAGAAAUACGGCGAGGGCUCGUCCGCGCCGUCAAUGUCGACCGACCGCACAACGUCCAUCCACACUACCGCUCCCACGUCUCUGGGCUCGCAAGUCAGCGCUCCCACAAACAGUGCCUACCUGGACGAUGUCGCUGUCGGCCAGAAGCGGAAGCGAGUCGUGACACGUAAGGCUGCACGUGAUGAAUUGAAACGGAGAGAAUUAGAGACCGUCGGCGAUGCGUUUAGCAGCUAUAUACCUCCUCCAAAGCCGCCCAUAAAGGCCAAGGACGUCGUCGUCCCUGUCAUCCGAGACUAUAAUGUGAACAAAAACCAGAAGAUCGACGAUGAGGACGGACAUUAUAUUGUCAACCCAGAUACAAACCUGACUGAUAAAUAUUCGAUUAUACGGCUCCUAGGUCAGGGAACAUUCGGUAAAGUCGUGGAGGCGUAUGACAGACAAAGGAAAACCCGCUGCGCAGUCAAGAUUAUCAGAUCUGUUCAAAAGUAUCGCGAUGCCUCACGAAUCGAACUCCGAGUUUUAUCCACUCUCGCCUCAAACGACGAGACAAAUAGGAACCGAUGCAUCCAUCUUCGCGAUUGCUUCGAUUUCCGUAAUCACAUUUGCAUCGUGACCGACCUUUUGGGCCAGAGCGUCUUCGAUUUCCUAAAGGCAAACUCAUUUGUCCCUUUCCCGAGCAGUCAGAUCCAAAAUUUUGCUCGACAACUCUUUACUAGCGUUGCAUUUCUUCACGAUGUCAACCUUAUACAUACCGACUUGAAACCUGAAAAUAUCCUCCUUGUGAGCAACGCUUACCAGACCUUUACAUACAACCGAACGAUCCCGUCCUCCUCCCAUACUACCUCAAGGACUGCGCGGCAACGACGUGUCCUACUCGACAGCGAGAUCCGUCUAAUAGAUUUCGGAUCUGCCACCUUCGAUGAUGAGUACCAUUCUUCUGUGGUGUCAACUCGGCAUUACCGUGCCCCAGAGAUCAUUCUCAAUCUAGGUUGGAGCUUUCCCUGUGAUAUCUGGAGUAUCGGAUGCAUUCUGGUCGAGUUCUUCACUGGAGAUGCCCUCUUCCAAACACAUGACAACCUUGAGCAUCUUGCCAUGAUGGAGAGCGUAUGUGGUGGCAAGAUCGACCCAAGAAUUGUGAGGCAGGUCUUACAGGGCCGCAAUGGACACGGUGCCAAUGCCGCUGCUAAAUACUUUAACCGCACAAAGCUUGACUAUCCAAACGAGGAAACAUCGAGGGCGUCGAGAAAAUACGUAAAAGCGAUGAAGCAGCUUCACGAUUUCAUCCCCGCUACAACUGCUUUUAACAAACAAUUCCUCGACCUACUUCGUCGUAUCUUUGUCUAUGACCCCAAAACUCGCAUCACAGCCAAAGAAGCCCUUAAGCACCCAUGGUUCAAAGAUACCAUCAUUGACGAUGGUACCGAGGCAGUCCGUAUCGGCGAACAGAUCCGACGAGAGCAGCAGCAACGAGCUACCUGA